AUGGAUUCAGACGGUGCUGGUGGCCUCUUUCAAUACGUGUCGCAUUCGCCACCACAGUGCAGUAUUGCCGCAGGAAGAACUCUUGCUUCUCUUGCUAGAACCUCAAAGGUCUUCCAUCAUGUGGCCACCAGAGCUCUAUGGUCGCGACUAGACGGUCUCACACCAUUACUACGACCCUUGGCUUCCGACCUCAUUUUGAUCCCGGAAACCGCGAGGCCACAACCCGUGUCAACGAUUAGGAGGCCACUCAAAAUGGCAGAAUGGGAGAUACUUCGCGGCCUUGCACGUCGUGUCGAGCACCUAUGCGUCCAUGAUCCUGCUCGGCCAGUAGACGUCUCGAUCGUUCUCUCCCUCUGCCACCCCCCAACCAACUCGCCUCUAUUUCCAAAUUUGAAGUCAAUCCUUUGGAAUGACGAAAGAGCUGAGACUUUCCCGUUCAUUCGCACGCUUUCAGGGCCCACAGUUACUUCUCUGGCGAUAACCAUUACAAACAAUAGUCGUAAAUGGCAUAUACCAGAGCUCAGCAUAUUUGCUUCGCUGCCCUAUAUUUGUCCCAACGUCACAGAAGUGACCCUGCCCACCGAUGCAUUUCCCUCUCUAUCAGAAGCCCUUUGCGCGUGGAAUAAUCUUGAAGAGAUCAAAUGUGGAGUAAUCGAGGGUAAUGCACUUACGCAUCUCGCCAGACAAUCAGCUCUUCGCAAGCUUUCAUUCAAUAUCAAACUAGGACUCGGACUGGACUCCUCUUUGCCUUCAGGGGCAUUUUCGUGUGUCCGCGAUUUCGAGAUCCAUGCAACGAAUAUGUCUUUCCUAGAUCCAUUCUUUAACAGGCUCGGAGGAUCCCCCGCUUCUAUGCACGUGCUAGUGGACACAAAUCCGCCACCUACCAGUAUCACUUCGCUUUUUACUACUCUCAGGCGUUUCUCGAGUACUCGUUUGCAAGAUUUGAGCCUGCGAUUGAGGACCCCGCCAAGUCCUCGGGUCUUGCCACCACAUCCAUUGCAUCCAUUCACCUUUCCACAACCCACAGCCAAUGUAGGACCUUAUAUGGCACCUCCCACCAAUAUGAUUAGCUAUCCAAUCAGUGUGGGCUACCAGCCUCCGCUUGCUCAAAAUGGAUUUCAUGUUUUGCCUUCGGGUAGCGUUUCGACUUCCGGACUUACAUGCCAUACUCUCACUCUGCGUGACUUCAUGCCCCUUACCUGCUUUGAAAGCCUGGGCAGGAUAGACAUCGAUAUCAAUCACAGUAUACACCUGGAUGAUGACGGCCUCCGGUCGCUGGUCUCUGCGUGGCCCCACCUCUAUUCCUUUUCCCUCAACGACACAGCUGGAUGGCGCACCAAGUCUGGCAUCACUCAGAUAGGCCUCAUCGCGAUGCUUGACUGUUGUCCCGAACUUCAAAAGCUUUGUAUUGCUUUGAACACAGAUGCAUUCAUAGAGGUGCCAUCAGACCGUGAAGGGAUAGAAAACACAGCCAUGCGAACCCUAGGUCUCGCUGACUCCCUGAUCGAGGCACGCGCCACCGUAGCAGUCGCAGCGUUUCUCUCCGACAUCUUUCCAAACCUCACCACCAUCGUCGCAUGGGAUUCUAUAGUGAUGAGUCGGCGUCUUAAUGCAGGGAUGUAUGCUGAGCGCUGGAUGCAUGUCUCUGAGCAGGUGCACGGAAUGAACAAGGUUCGGGUGCAAGAAAGGAAAUGGUGGUUGAGUGACGAUGACGGUGAAAGUGAGGCGUGUGCUAUAUCUCAGGUUUGA
This is a messenger RNA of Suillus bovinus, 1749 nucleotides long. RefSeq lists its product as uncharacterized. The record is from RefSeq and is a predicted model, not a curated record. Bases 1 to 1749 code for a protein of 582 amino acids. The transcript is spliced from 3 exons. Lineage: Eukaryota; Fungi; Basidiomycota; Agaricomycetes; Boletales; Suillaceae.